Molecule: messenger RNA, 4565 nt
Organism: Pecten maximus
Lineage: Eukaryota; Metazoa; Mollusca; Bivalvia; Pectinida; Pectinidae
Product: importin-9-like
Exons: 24
Coding region: 9-3143 (1044 amino acids)
Biological process (GO): protein import into nucleus
Cellular component (GO): cytosol; nuclear envelope
Molecular function (GO): small GTPase binding
Source: RefSeq, a predicted model, not a curated record
CCCGCCAAAUGUCCAUUUUCAAAAUGGCGGGAGUAGGUGAUCACAACCGGUCAUUGAAAGAGGCUCUUGUUGAAAGUCUUAACUCAAUAUUAUCCCCAUUACAAAAUGUGCGGGCUUCUGGAGAAGAACAAAUCAAAGCCCUUGAGGUUACAGAAGAGUUUGGUGUCCAUUUGGCUCAGCUGACAGUUGAUCCCCAAGGUCCCCUGGCCAUUAGACAGCUGGCUUCUGUGUUGUUGAAGCAGUAUGUGGAAGCCCAUUGGUCCCAGCACUCGGAGAAAUUCCGUACUCCAGAGACUCCAGAAAAUGCAAAGCAACAGAUUCGUCAAAUGCUGCCAAUUGGGUUGAAGGAGUCGAUCAGUAAGGUUCGCACCAGUGUAGCCUAUGCUAUAUCAGCCAUUGCCCAUUGGGACUGGCCUGAGGCAUGGCCGCAGCUCUUCCAGAUCUUGAUGGAAGCACUGACUAGUGGUGAACUUAACACUGUCCAUGGAGCAAUGAGAGUGCUGACAGAAUUCACCCAAGAUGUGACUGACACACAGAUGGGACAGGUUGCACCAGUCAUUCUUCCAGAGAUGUACAAAAUAUUCUUACAAGCGGAGGCAUUUGGAAUACGAACACGAGCGAGAGCUGUCAACAUAUUUAAUGUGUGUGCUGCGAUGAUCGCUACCAUGGCAGAAGUACAUAAGGGUUGUGCGAAGCAGAUGUUGUUCCCCAUAGUGCCUCAAUUUACAGAGGCCUUGAUCCAGGCUUUACAGGUACCUGAUGGCCCUACUUCAGACAGUGGACUCAAGAUGGAGAUUCUUAAGGUGAUUACAACACUUGUGAAGAGCUUUCCAAAACUGAUGUCUCAAUGGCUGGCACAGAUCCUUCCUCCAAUUUGGUCUAUAUUCACACAAAGUGCUGAUUUCUAUGUACGGACUGUUGUGAACAAUAUUGACGAUGCAAAUGACCCAGUGGAUUCGGAUGGUGAAGUGCUUGGGUUUGAAAACUUAGUGUACAGUGUGUUCGAGUUUGUCCAUGUGUUGAUUGAAGUUCCCCAGUUUAGAAAAACUACGGUGAAGAAGUCUGUUGAUGACAUCAUCUACUAUGUCAUUUUCUACAUGCAAAUGACUGAAGAUCAGGUACAGCUUUGGACAAAUAACCCAGACCAGUUUGUGGAAGAUGAGGAUGAUGAUUCAUUUUCUUAUUCUGUAAGAAUAUCUGCACAAGACUUGUUGCUGUCGCUGUCAAGUGAAUUCAGAACGAUCAGUGCCCCGGCUCUAUGUAAUGCUAUCACAAGACAUCUACAGAAUGCUGAAGUUAUCAAAAACUCAGGAAAUGAAAACUGGUGGAAGCUUCACGAGUCCUGCAUGUUAGCUAUGGGAAGUGUGAUGAGUCUGGUGGUGGACAUGGUACAGUCUGGCAAGGUCCAGUUUGACAUCACUGGAUUCCUACAGUCCGUUGUGCUGACAGAUAUGAAUUACUCAGUUUCAUCGUUUUUGGUUGGGAGGUGUUUAUGGACAGCCAGUAGAUACACAGAGGUCAUGACUCCAGAUUUGCUACAAAGAUUCUUGCAGUCAACCAUCGGUGGCCUCCAUGCAACCCAGCCUGCCACCGUCCGGAUAUCUGCGAUCCGUGCUAUCUUCAGUUACUGCACUCACUUCAAAAACAAGAAUGAUACACAGCUGUUACUGCCAUUCCUUCCUAAUAUUGUUGAGGGUCUUAUAUCCAUAGCAACGCAAUAUUCCUCAGAUGUGCUCUCCUUGUGUUUAGAAACACUUUCAGUUGUAUUGUCGGUGGAUAAAGGAUUCACAGCAAGUGUUGAAAGCAAAGUGACACCUUUAACUAUAGCCGUUUUCCUUAAAUAUUCUGGUGAUCCUGUGGUUGUCAGCAUAGUACACGACAUUUUCAAAGUGCUGGCAGCCAAUGAGAACUGUAUAGGUCCUCUAGAGCAAAGACUACUUCCGACUCUUGUGAGCAUAUUACAGUCUCCUGACAAAGUCCCAGUUAGUUUACCAGUGGAAUCAUUGGAUGUGUUAGAGACAAUGUUGAGAAGCUGUCCUGGACCUCUUUCUGAAGCCAUGAUAAAAUCUGCAUUUCCAGCAGCAGUUCACUGUACCCUUCACUCUGAUGACAAUGCCACCAUGCAGAGUGGAGGUGAGUGUUUACGUGCAUUUGCAUCAGUUGCCAUGGACCAGGUAAUGGGUUGGCAUGACGAUCAAGGACACAAUGGCCUGUAUUAUAUCAUACAAGUGAUAUCUAAGCUGUUGGACCCAAAGACAUCAGAACAUACUGCAUCCUUCAUCGGCCGCCUGGUGUCCGUGGUACUGAUAGGGGUAGGAGCAAGCCUAGGAGAAAACCUUGACUUAAUGUUACGGGCAGUCCUCAGUAAAAUGCAACAGACAGAGACGCUGAGUGUCAUGAUGAGCCUGGUGAUGAUAUUUGCCCAGCUGAUGAAUACACAGAUGGAAGCUGUGUUAGAAUUUCUCACCAGUGUUCCAGGCCCAACAGGAAAACCUGCCCUGGAGUUUGUACUAGGAGAGUGGUGUUCUAGACAGCACCUGUUUUAUGGUUCUUAUGAAAGGAAAGUUUGUUCUGUAGCCCUGUGUAAACUGAUGCUGCAUGCUAUCCAGAACAACGACACUAGGCUACAGGAGAUCAUGGUUCAAGGUGACCAAAUAGACACAUCGGCCAAAGGGGUCCGCACUCGUUCUAAAACUGCCAACACACCAGUUCAGUGGACGACUAUCCCCGUGUUGGUGAAAAUUUACAAACUUCUUAUCAAUGAGCUCUCCAAUCAGAUAGAGGCCAGUUUAUCAAAUCAGGCAUCAGGAGGGGAUGAUCUAGAUGAUGAUGAUGAAGGUUGGGAUGAAGAAGAUGAUGAUGCUGAUGACGAUGAGUUGGUUGAUGAGUCAGCAUUGACUGGUCACACAUUAUCCAGUCUGAUAGACCAGUUCGCUGGAGACUUUGAAGGGUAUGGAGCCGACGAAGAAGAGGAGGAGGAUGACCCAGACCAAGUCAAAGAUCCAACUAAUCAAAUUGAUCUGCAGGCUUACCUGACGGAGUUCCUCCAGUCGCUGUCACAGCAGCCUUGCUAUAGCAUGUUUACAGCACAUCACUCCGAGUCUGAGAAACAGGUGCUCCGUACUAUCAGUGUAAACACGUGACAGGUGCUGGAUCUUUGCAGCAAUUUUAUCUGAAAGUCUUAACAGUUCAUUUUCUUGGAUUUUGGUGAUUGGUUUGGGACAGUGACAUUAUGGACAAACAUCUUGUCAGAACUACAGAAUCAAUAUCAUUAUUCAAGAUAUUUGACUGAAAUGAUAGUUAUGGACAUGUGCAAUGGAAUUCAAGGGAAGUUGUUUCCUUUUCUGUGAUUUUAGUGUGAAUUUUAAGGCUUAUCAACAGCAUUAUAACUUUACAAAAAAUAUUCUCUUACCAGAGAAUCGCUGUUUCCUCCGAUUCUACAUAUUUUAUGUAUUUCUGUAUGGUUGUGGGAACAUAAUAGCUCAAUCAUAUCUUCCUAUGUCAAUGUGUAGACUUCAAUCUUGAUCCAUGAACAAAACUCCUUGAGUGUGUGAUUUUAAGACAUUUUAUUUUGUGGUGAUUUUUGUGCUCGAGUUCAGCUUGCAAAAUACAGUAAUCUGCAGUAAAAUUAUGCAAUGCUUGAAUAUCCACUAUUACAAAGAAGGCAGUUUCACUUUAUCCUAUGUUGACAAUGUGUCUAAAUAUCAAAAGAUCUUAUCUGGAGCUUAAAAAAUACUGAAACGGUUUAAAAAUAAAUUUAUUAAAUCCUAAUAAAGAUUGCAUAAGAUUCGGAUUACUGUGCCAAAUUAUUGUGAUGUCAUAUCAAAUAUAUUGUCACCUUUAAUAUACACCAAUGGCUACUUGAUGCAGUGUGCAUAUCGUAGUGAAUUAUAGGAUAAUGGCAGUCUGAAGUGUGUCGACAGUAUUAAACUAUAUGAAGUAGCCUAUUGUGUUAAAAUGUCUGGUUUGGUUGAUAUAGGUAACAGGCUGAUGACUAGUCACCAGUCAACACUUAUGACAAUAAUUAGUGCAUCACUGGUGCUAUUUGGCUCAGUGAAUGAUCAUAAGGGAAUAUCUUAAUUAAAAAAGGAAUUGUGACAACAUUUUAACAUGAUUUUAAUUGAUGUAGGUGUCUUGUACACCGAUUAUUUACUGGAAAUGCUCGGGUUGUACUUUAAUUGUUCCAUGGCACUUUUUAUAUAAAGUGCUACAAGAUUCAUAAUAAAUGAUACCUUUUUAUGUUCAUUAUCCAUUUUAUUCAUGUUGAAUUAUAAUCAAUAGCAAAUAAACGUUAUAAAAUUUAAUAUAUAUUCAAAAAUUGAACUUUUAACUUCACACAAGUUUCCAUGGUCAUUGUUUUAAAAACACAUUUGGAAAUAUCCGUGUUCAGGGAUAUUUUCCGAGUUUAAACCCAUGUUUUCUUCCCACCUGUGUUUUUUGUCCCUUUACCUCAUCCAGAUGUAUGUACCUCGUUUUAUUAGGUCACUGCUGCUGUGUGUCAUGUCUUUGUAUCUGAUGUAUGUGUUCAGAGAUUUGAUUAUUUAUUAAAAACAUGCAUCACAAUC